AUGGUUUCAAAUGAAGCCCUUCAGUAUGCAGGAAUUGUCAAAUUACUGAAGCAUUUUGGAUGGACCUGGAUUGGACUCAUUGUUUUGAGAGACGAGAGCGGAGAUCAUUUCUUGAAGAUCUUGGAACCUUUGCUUUUCCAGAAUGGAAUCUGCUCAGCCUUCAUACAAAGAAUCCCAAGCCAAGGUCGUUUGCCAUCAUUAACCCAAAUCAACGAAGUAUCCUCAAGUACUUAUCAAUAUGUCAUGGACAACAGAGCCAACAUAUUUAUUGUGUAUGGAGAAAUUCUUACAGUUAUGUGGCUGAGUUCUUUAAUGUUUCAGUCUGAUUCUUUUCAUCAGGAAAAUGCACCAACGGGAAAGUUGUGGAUUGUGACUGCACAGAUUGAUUUCACCAUCAUGGGCGUUGUAACCAGCUGGGAUUCAGAAUUAUUCCAAGGCACCAUAUCGUUUGAGGUUCCUUCAAAUGAACCACUCGGGUUUCAGACCUACCUUCAAAGCCUAAAAUGCUGCUCAGAACAAGGGGACAAUUUCCUAAAGGAUUUUUGGGAGCAAGCCUUUCACUGUACGCUUUCAAAUUCCAAAGAAUCAGUGGAGCACAAUAAAAUAUGCACUGGGGUAGAGAAGUUGGAGGUGCUUCCAGAUGCUGUUUUUGAAAUGCAGAUGACUGGUUACAGCUACAGUAUCUUUAAUGCUGUCUAUCUUUUGGCACAUGCUUUACAUACCAUGUCUUCGUUUAGGUCCCUCCACCAAAUGUUAGUGAAAAGAAACAGACUUGUAGGUCAAGAACUUCAACCUUGGCAGCUUCACUGGUUUCUUAAAGGCAUUUCCUUCAACAAUUCAGCUGGAGAAAGAGUGGCUUUUAAUGAUAAAAUGGAGGUUGCCACUGGUUUUGAUAUAAUGAAGAUGGUCAUAUUCCCAAACAACUCCUUCACAAAAGUGAAAUUUGGAAGGAUAGCUACCAAGGAGGGGCAGACCUUCAGCUUUUACCAAGAUAGAAAAAGCUUGCACAGGCUUUUCAACCAGGUUCUGCCCUUUUCUCUGUGUAGUACUCCUUGCCAGCCUGGAUACCAAAAGAAAAAGAAAGAAGGGGAGAAAUUCUGUUGCUAUGAUUGUGCUCCCUGCCCAGAAGGGGAGAUUUCAUACCAAAUAGAUAUGGUUGAUUGUUCCCCAUGUCCAGAAGAUCAAUAUGCAAGCAAGAAGCAAGAUCGAUGUGUUUUCAAGACUUUAAACUUUCUGUCUCAUAAAGAGCCAUUAGGGAUGAGUUUAGCCUUGGUUGGAAUUAGCCUAUUUAUAACUACAGCCUUUGUCCUUAAAACAUUUGUUAAGCACCAAGAUACUCCAAUCGUCAAAGCCAACAACCGGGAAUUGACAUUUACACUCCUUCUGUCCCUUCUCCUUUGCUUUCUUUCAUCUUUACUGUUUUUUGGACAGCCUAACAAGACCACUUGCUUUCUUUGCCAAACUGCUUUUGGCAUUGUUUUUGCCUUGGCUGUUUCCUGUGUAUUAGCUAAAACCAUCACUGUAGUUGUAGCUUUCAUGGCCACGAAACCAGGGUCCAACAUGAGGAAAUGGUUGGGGAGAAAAUUGGCCAGUUUCAUUGUUAUUUCCUGCACCCUUGUUCAAGCAAGUAUUUGUUCUUGGUGGAUGGCAACCUCUCCUCCCUUCCCAAAUUUGGAUAUGCAUUCUCUCACUAGUGAAAUCAUAGCAGAAUGUAAUGUGGGAUCUUCUGUCAUGUUCUAUCUUGUCCUGGGCUACUUAGGAUUUCUAGCCAUCAUUAGUUUUAUGGUGGCUUUUUUUGCCAGAAAGUUGCCAGAUGCUUUCAAUGAAACUAAGUUUAUCACCUUCAGCAUGCUGAUGUUUUGUAGUGUUUGGUUGACUUUUGUCCCUACCUAUCUGAGCACAAAGGGGAAGUAUAUGGUAGCUGUGGAGAUCUUCUCCAUCCUAGCAUCCAGUGGUGGAUUGCUGUCUUGUAUCUUUUUCCCCAAAUGCUACAUUAUUCUGUUGAGACCUGAAUUAAACAACAAGCAGCAGUUAAGAAAAAGCAAUUAG
This is a messenger RNA of Pseudonaja textilis, 2049 nucleotides long. Lineage: Eukaryota; Metazoa; Chordata; Lepidosauria; Squamata; Elapidae. The record is from RefSeq and is a predicted model, not a curated record.